This is a messenger RNA of Saccostrea echinata, 3169 nucleotides long. Its product is annotated as zinc finger protein 184-like. Gene Ontology annotation, molecular function: RNA polymerase II transcription regulatory region sequence-specific DNA binding; DNA-binding transcription factor activity, RNA polymerase II-specific. Bases 92 to 3076 code for a protein of 994 amino acids. Gene Ontology annotation, biological process: regulation of transcription by RNA polymerase II. Gene Ontology annotation, cellular component: nucleus. The record is from RefSeq and is a predicted model, not a curated record. The transcript is spliced from 7 exons. NCBI's taxonomy places the organism in Eukaryota, Metazoa, Mollusca, Bivalvia, Ostreida, Ostreidae.
GCGUCAUGGCGGACCAAAACAUCUACUAAUAGGAAUAAGAGUAUUCAAAGAAAAUUGCUACGGUGCAAGUGGCUUUAUAUAUAUUUACAACAUGGAGCAGACCAGAAACGGAGAAGGUGAACUUGAGGAAACACUCCUGAAAGAUUCUGUGAUGCAUGAUAUUGAUGCAUUGCUGGUAAAAUUAAUUGAAUAUGGAGAGGAAAGUAUGUUGAUCACUGCAAACAGGACUACAAUUCAUGUCAUAGGAUCUAGCAAGGGAAAGGGCUUUCUAUCACAAGAUCAGGAUUUGGCAAUGCGGUUUCACAAGUUCUGUUUUGGUGAUUUGAUGGAAACUAGUAUAGACCAGAGUAUGUCUUCAGUAUUGCCUGAGUUGGACAGUGAAGUACAACCUGUCAGCCUAAAUCUGGAUGAUAGCAUUUCUCAGAUGGAUGUCAACAACACAAUGCCUGAGUCUCCUGUUGUCCUUAAACCCAAAAGAAAGAGAGGCAGGCCACUCAAAGUUGCUCGGAAAGCUGGAGAACAGAAACAAGUCAGUGAUGAAGAUACAGGAGAAGAGAAGGACGAAAACAAUAUAGCCGUUGAUAACAGCUCUGAAGAAACAGAGUGUGAAGUUUCCAGAAGUGGGAGAAGAAUUAAGCGGAAGACACUUGAGUCACUUGGAUAUGUAUCACUGGAAAAGAAGAAGAGAAAGAUUAGUGUCAAUUCAGACUUCAGCACAAGUGAUUCUUUCAUGUCCCUCAUCAAACAAUCUCCCCAAACAUGGAAAACUCAAAAUUCAAAUGAAGAGAAACCAGAAAUGGCAAAGUCUGAUAUUGCAGAGAGAGGAGAUGUAAGGAUGGAAGAUAUUGAAGAGGGUACUGAUCUGGAACAAUCUGAAGAAGUAGAGGCGACACUUAAAAAGAAAAAGGGUCACCAUGUCUGCCAGACGUGUGGGGAAAAAUUUAGCACACAGAAUCUGAUAGAGGAUCAUCUGCGAUUACAGCACAAAGAUGUGUGGGCAAAAAUAUUGGAGGAAGAAACAGAUAUUCUGGUAUCUUUAGGUAAAAAACAUCCUGUGUCUGCUGGAACACUGGGAGCUAAUAAAUCAAAACGAGGAAGAAAGAGAGGGGGUUUGUCUAACAAAGCAGAAUCAGAGGAGGGGGAUAUUCUGUAUGACUGCCAGAAAUGUGAAGCUAAGUUUACAAACACAAGGAACUUAGAAAAGCAUGUGUUGCUGAUGCAUGGAGAUGAAACCUCAGCUACAGCCCAGAUGGAUGAGGAAGAACACAAUCUAGAUGAAAAUGAGAUGCAAAGUACUGGAGAAGAUGACCAGGGAACGAAAGUCAUAAAGUCAAAGAAAAAAACUGUAGAUUUUAAUAUGAUGGCAAUCGCGAUGAGAGUUGAUGAGAAAACAUACAAGAAGUAUGAAAACUUUGUUACAGGAUCUGAAUUUAAGUGCUAUACUUGUCAAGAUGUUUUUGAGAGCAUUGCUUCAUUGAUCAAGCACAUGAAACAAACAAAACAUGAUGGUUUGCAGGAAAACGCAAGAGACGGAAAAAGAGAGAUUUUGACAGUUAAAAAGAAAAAGAGCCCACUUAUUUAUAAGUGUAGUAAUUGUAGGGUACAGUACUUCAUAAAGGAAAAUUGUUUACAGCAUAUUGCAGUAAACAAUUGCAGGCCAAUGUGGAAGAAAAGUUGUCCUAUGAAAGACUGUGAUCUAAGUUUUGAUAACAACAACUUUUUCAUGAAUCACAUGAAAACCAUUCAUGGUUCCGAUUAUCCCUUUUUCUGUUCAAGCUGCAACAAAAGUUUCAUGAGGAUCAGAGAAUAUGAGAGCCAUUGUAGUUACCACAAGCGAAUAAACAACAGUCUAUUGAAUCCGGGCCUGCCGGUAAUGUGCAAUGAAUGUGGAUUACGCUUUCCCACUAACUUUGAUGUUAACAAGCACAAGCUAGAGGUUCAUGAAGCCAACAAGAAGUUCAUUUGCGAGACUUGUGGCAGGAAGUUUAGAAGGGAAGACAAUAUGAGGCUCCAUCUCAAAACACAUCAGAAAAGAGAAAAUGAUCCAGAAUUGCAGUGUAAAAUAUGCAAGAAAUAUUUGUCUUCCAAGGAUAGCUUGAAAUUGCAUCAGAAGUUCAUGCACACAGAAGAAAAACCAUGUGUCUGUGAAAUUUGUGGACAUCGAACAAGGCAGAUGGGUAGCUUAAGACACCACAUGAAAGUGAGGCACUCUGAUGAUCGCCCCUACGAGUGUGAGUGGGAGGGAUGUGGCAAGACUUUUAAAAUCUAUCAAGUUUGGCAGUCCCACUCGCAAAGUCAUGCCCUGGCAGUAGAUGAUGUGGAAAAGGCAAAAUCAUAUGGAAGGCUUCAGUAUUGUGAAAUCUGCCAGCGUUACUUCCCUUGCAGGACUGACAUGAACAACCACAUGCUGAUCCACUCCAGUGAUAAAUCUAUUCAAUGUAACAUUUGUCAAGUCACUGUCAAAAGGUAUGGAAGUCUGAAAAGGCAUAUGAUGAAUGUUCACAACAAACUAAUAACUGGAGGACUCUCAGCAAUGAAGAUGCAUGAAGGAUCUUAUCCUCAUCCAAAAUCCAACAAAAAAGUCUUACCUAUUCGAAAACCUAGAGCAUUUCAGAGUCUGCAGGUUCAAGCUAAGGACUCUGUAUUAGACUUGCCAAAGGUAACAGUAUUGAAACAUGAACAAGAGCUUGAACAACCUACAGAACCUGUUGAGGAGUAUCAAACAGAAAGUACUUAUGAAUUACAGCACUCUGAAGCACAGGAAAAACUACUACAGCUUUUGGCAGAUGCUAGCUCAGAUGUCACAAAAUCGGAGGAGCCAAGUUCAACAAAUGCAGCAGAGAGGGACUUCACAACAGAAGCAGAAUCCCAGGCUGAAAUUUUAGAAGCUGUCAAGGAAUAUGAGAUUGAGGAAACUGCAGAUGAAGUGUGUUUGGACAAUGCUGGGGAACAGGUGAUUUAUCUGAACUCUUUACCAAAUGAACUCAUUUCAGCCCAGAAUACAGGUGGAGUGAUAUAUGCUGUAAGAAAUAGUGAUGGGAGCUUGUCUUUGCAGUUAGCACCAGAAAAUAGUUAACAUAUAGGCAAAUAUAUGGCAAAUAAAAAGGGUCCAAAAACAACUUUAUAAUACUCUGUGCAAAUGAAUUUUUCACUUUAUGUGUGUGUGUCU